UGAGCCUGGGACCCCAGCACCAGCACACUUGCUUAGAAUGUGAUCAACAGAGCAGCACUGAGUUGUGCCGAGUGGCUUACAGAAAUCACCAAGAUCUUACAACAAUGGACACUUGGACAGAAGGUUUGGCAGGAUCAGAUGUGGACACUGAGAUGACAGCACUGACACAAGAAGAUAUUACUGAACAAAAUCUCGAUGCCAGUGAUGAAGUGGAGCACCUUCGAAACAGUUUACGGGAGGCCGUCCACGAUGACAGUGUUCGGCCUAAGAUGCAGUGCCUGAUGAUGGACUCUUCCUUCUCCAUGGUGACUAUGCAAGGCGAGGACAGUGGGAUAGCGUGGGAGACGACCCCGAGUCGCUGCACCACACCUUGGGCAUCCGAGGCUGGAAACCCCACUAUGGAUCUCAGCUCUCUGAUUGCGGUGCGGCCCGCAACACCUGGGUCUGUUCCUGCAGGAAAGAUUAUCUUUGUCAUGGAUGAGGGGGCGAUCUCAAGACGGAAGAAAACUAAAGAGAGGGUGAGCAGUCAGAGGAGCAAAGCAGACAGACAACGAGAAGUCCUGACACAGAGUUCAGAGAACAUCCAUGGAAGGCCGGAGUUAAUAGGAUUCUCACAGCCAAAUGUGAAAACCGAAGAAGGAGAUGAAGAAGAGCUAAGUGAUCCUCUGGUAGAUAAAGACCAAAGGCUGUUCAGCUUAGUGUCUGAGGGCUCUGAAAUCCUCAACAUUGUUGUACCUCCAAAAGUGGCUACUGUGGAUGAAGAGGAGAGCAAAGAAAUGGUGGACAAUCUGUCUUAUCUGGAGGACAGCCCUGUUUCUAAAGCCAAUGAAGACAUCCAUGAUUACGAGCUCAUGGUGAUCUCAGCAACAGCACCAGGUGGAGCAAGAGGUGACCAGGCCAGGCCCUCAACUUCAAACAUAAUGGAUCCACCAGGGGCUCCGGUGGCCAGACCUCUGGGCAGAGGAGCUGCUGGCAAUGUGGACUACUUUGAGCCAUUCACACUGAUUGAUGCCCAAGCUCCUGGAAGUCCUGCUGUGAUUGCACAGGGACAGAUGGAGCCAGAGGUUGGCACUGAGAGCCAGGACACUGAUAAACCUGUGCAGCCCAAAGACAAUACCACCACAACAACAAGAGUGGAUAAUGACAAGUCAGACACAGUCAGCCUGGAGGAAAUCACCAGUGAGCUUCUAGAUGAAGUCUUCUACGGUGGGGCAGACAACUACCCGAAAAAUCUGGACAGAGAAGCCGGAGUGGCUGAAAGUGCACACUGUAGGCUACCUUCAAAACCGAGUGGUUCGACUUUGUUUGGAAGCCAAGAGGACAUUCUGACACCAAUCUUUCUACCAGAAGGACCUCCAAAAAUCAUUGACCCCAUUUUGCUGGAGGAGCCCAAAGCCAUGGCCUUCCUUUACACUGACCUAUAUGAGGAAGCAAUUGGCAGUCGGAAAAAAGAAGAGGAUACGGAAAGUAUGACCUCUGAGAAGUCCUUCCAUAGCAGGCAUUCAGACAGAGAGGCCAGAGGUUAUUUAGAGAAAUAUGUCCUUAUAGAUGAGACUCCUUCGAUAGAAGUGGAACCCUCUGAUAAAGGAAAAUGCCCACAGGAAGGUCCUCGGGUAUUGUCCCAAGACUUGUAUGAUUUUGGUGAUUUGCUGUCUAAGCAUGAAAAAGGUGAGAUGCCAAAUUCAGAGGAGGAAAUCACAGACUUUUUCAGGUCCAGUGAUAAUUCUUCUCCAUGUGAUAUUGAGCCCUUCGCUCGAUCACUUGAAGAGGAUGACGCCCAAUCAGCAUCAAAGAGUAAAGUCAAGAGAAAGAAAAAUGUGGCCAUCAGGGAAGAAAAAGUCACUGAAAUCCCAACAGAUCCACUCAGUAUCUCGAGCUUUGAGUUUCUCUCAGAGGAACCUGAGUGGGGAAGUACAGAUGAUCAUCCCAUAGCCCUGGACAAGAGCCAUGAGCACACAGGUCAGGAAUUGUGGAAACAAGAUCCGGAAGUGCAAAGGCCAGUUGCUCCUCCCAGGAAAAAGGCAAAAUCCCCUCCUAAGGCAUGUCUGGACUUAACACCUUUGACUCCAGUUGAAGUUAUUAUGCAGGAAAAAGAAGAGGCAGGUGGAAAGGAACAGAGGGAGGAGGAGAAAGAGACGGCAUCACCAGCAGAGACUGCUGACGAGGGAUUUGGCGACCUAGCUGCCCUCCCGGUUGAGGUUGACGAGAGAAGACCGACGUGUUUACGGUGCCGUCGCCCUCAGAAGGUGUGUCUCUGUCCCUUUCUUCCACCACAACCCCUGGAGGUCUCCACAUGUCUGUACAUAGUGCAGCAUCCCGCAGAGGAGAGCAGAGUACUCCGCACAGUUCCUCUACUUGCUGCUUGCUUGCCACAAGGAAAAUGCAAUGUCAUAGUUGGACGGAGGUUCAAUGAGGAAAAGCACCCAGAGCUGGCUGCAGUGUGUCGGGACAGCAGAACAUUAAUCCUGUACCCAGGCCCCAAAUCGCAGAACCUGGAGGAGUUAGUGCAAUACCAGGAAGUUGGCACUGUGGAACAUAAUGUGAUCAUCAUAGACGGCACCUGGAGUCAAGCCAAAAACAUGUUCCUCAAAAACAGCCUUUUACACCUGCCCAAACAGGUGCAGCUAAACAGGAGUCUGUCCAGUCAGUACGUCAUCCGCACUCAACCCUCCAACAUCUGUCUGUCCACCCUGGAAUGUGCUGCUGUUGCCCUGUCCAUCCUGGAGCAGAAUGACCACAUCCAAGAGGUUCUGCUGAGGCCCCUGAGAGCCUUGUGCUCCUUCCAGCUGCAGCACGGCGCUCAGAUUCAUCACAGCAAGGAGCAUCUACUGAAGAAUGGCAUGUAUGACAAACCCAUGCCCAAGAACAAACGCAAGAUAAAGAGGAUGGAGAAGCUUGUCUCUGACCACAAUAUUUGCCCAAGAUGAGGGUGAAGUGACUGAGCAGAGAAAUGGGGUUUGACUCAUCUUUGUAUACACAGCUGCUGUGCUGCACAGGACUGUAUCAUCAGAACAGCAUGUAGCACCAUGAGGCUGCAGGCAUGAAAACCACUGGACUUGUUGGGAGUUUUCUUUCUAUUUUUAGAUAACUGAUAAAUCUUAUGUAUUUAAUUAAUGACAAGUUAAAGCUGUCAUUAAAGUGUCCUGGUGUGACAAUAGAACAGAUUUCUUUGUUUGUUUUACAAAAAAAAAAAGUUUACAUUGUUCCUCCCUGCACUUUAUAAACACUAUGAUGUGACUGUUGUGUUUGACUCAAUAUGGCUUCAUCUGAUCACAUUUGGAAGGGCUGAUUCCAUUUCUGUUUUGUUAAAUAAAUAAGAACAAAAACUUCAUUCAUGUGUGUUUCAAAAAUAAAAAUACCUUGCAAUACAGAAGGAAAAAGAGUUGCAUUGUAAUUCAGAAUUGUACUGAAUGUGAAGUCUGUGUUGUUAAUGAGGUGCAAAUGAGCUGUUUUUAAAUACUGACAGGGAUUUUUUUUGUUAAAGUAACUCUGUCUGCAUAAGGUCCUAUGCCAUAAAUAAAGGCUCAAUAAAAUAUACUUGUAUACUAAAU
Scatophagus argus is the source of this 3551-nucleotide messenger RNA. Its product is annotated as cardiomyopathy-associated protein 5-like. The record is from RefSeq and is a predicted model, not a curated record. Lineage: Eukaryota; Metazoa; Chordata; Actinopteri; Scatophagidae. The transcript has 8 exons. The coding region runs from base 105 to 2927 and encodes 940 amino acids.